Molecule: messenger RNA, 873 nt
Organism: Trichophyton verrucosum HKI 0517
Lineage: Eukaryota; Fungi; Ascomycota; Eurotiomycetes; Onygenales; Arthrodermataceae
Product: alpha/beta superfamily hydrolase, putative
Exons: 2
Coding region: 1-873 (290 amino acids)
Cellular component (GO): membrane
Molecular function (GO): palmitoyl-(protein) hydrolase activity
Source: RefSeq, a predicted model, not a curated record
AUGCCGUCUAUGCCACCCUUUUCAAGGCGAGAGAAGAUAGCCACCUACGAGAAGGUUUGCUGGCCAAUCGUCUGGGAAGAGCAGAGGAUAAAUUCCCUGGACGGAGUGGAGAUCGCCUUGUGUGUUGGGCGGAAUGUAGCAAUAAUGACGGGCAAGGAAGAAAAGCAGGUGAAGGGGCCGGAGGGAGAGGUCGUUAUACUGUAUUUCCAGGGAAACGGGUCCUCGAUUCCCCCUCGUCUGCCUCAACUGUCGGCCGUGCUAAAGGCAUUGGACGAGCGGCCAUACACCCUCAUUGCGGUUUCAUAUAGAGGAUUUUGGACUUCUCGUGGUCGAGCGUCCCAGCGUGGAAUUGAGCGGGAUGCCGUUGCUGCCCUAAACUGGGCCCGGAAGACAUAUCUCCGUCCAGAUACCCGGCUUGUCCUUUGGGGCCAAAGCAUAGGGGCAGGGGUGGCCACUUUUCUUGCAGCAUCACACCACCGACAACAUGACUGCUUGAGGCGGUCAGAACCACCAGCCUUGAUACUCGAGACGCCAUUUGUGAGUGUACGGUCGAUGCUGCUCGCUCUUUACCCACAGCGUUGGUUGCCGUAUCGAUAUCUCGGCCCGUUUCUACGAAAUUGGUGGGACUCGGAGGAAGCUCUACGCUCGAUAUCUAAUACUAGGCCAAACGGGACAGGCAGGAGAAAGGUCCUCGUCGUUUCAGCGGAAAAGGACGAGCUGGUCCCUUCUGAACAAGCAGAUGCCAUAGAAAAACUGUGCACUGGGGGUGGGAUGGACGUAUCUCGAACAAGGGUUCGAGGCGCAUUGCAUACCGAAGCUACAUUUCGAGGUGACGGGAGAAACGCAGUGGUGAGCUUUUUGAAACGACUAUAA